Messenger RNA from Xiphias gladius (swordfish), 1773 nucleotides. Its product is annotated as leucine-rich repeat-containing G-protein coupled receptor 5-like. Bases 1 to 1773 code for a protein of 590 amino acids. The transcript has 12 exons. Lineage: Eukaryota; Metazoa; Chordata; Actinopteri; Istiophoriformes; Xiphiidae. Gene Ontology annotation, molecular function: protein binding. The record is from RefSeq and is a predicted model, not a curated record. Gene Ontology annotation, cellular component: extracellular matrix.
AUGAGCCAAUCACGACGAAGCGUGCUGCGACGAGCUGCUGCGAUCAGCCAAUACGAGCCGACUUCAGCGCUCCGCCCGAACCGACCGGGCUUCGCCGAUUCCGGAAAGAUCCGAGGACGGAUCACAUCGACGCGCUGCACGCUGUCGGGCUCCUACCGACCCUCCGCGCUCACACGGCACCCCGACACCAAGCGACACCGCAGGCUGCUGCACCAGCAGCUGACGGGACACCAACCGGGAACCGUCCCGGUGAUGGAUGAAAUGUGUUCAGUCAAAUUCUGCCGACUGGCAGGAAACAGUUUGUCAAGGAUCGAAAAAGAUGCUUUCACAGGACUCACCGGCCUGAAACUGCUAGAUCUGCAGAACAAUCAUCUGACGAGGGUUCCAUCUGAAGCUUUAAAGAACCUGAAGAACCUGCGAUCACUCCAUCUGGACGCCAACUUCAUCUCCCGUCUGCCGGCCUCCUCCUUUAGAGGCCUGACGUCUCUGCGUCACCUGUGGCUGGACGAUAACUUCCUGACGGAGGUUCCUGUUCUGGCUCUGAGCUCUCUGACGGAGCUCCAGGCCCUGACCCUCGCCCUCAACAACAUCAGCUUCAUCCCCGACCGAGCCUUCACCGCCCUCAGCCAGCUGCUGGUGCUACAUCUCCAUGACAACCGCAUCCACUCUCUGGGCCCGAGGAGCUUUAAUGGACUGUACAAGCUGGAGACCCUAGAUCUGAGCUUCAACAGGAUCAACAGUUUCCCCACAGCCGUCAGAUCUCUGGUCAGCCUGAGAGCACUAAACCUUCAGAACAACCACAUCCCGGUCGUCCCAGACAACGCCUUCACUGGAAACCCGUCCAUCGAGACCAUAAACAUCCAGAACAAUCCUCUUCACACUGUGGGACACUCGUCCUUCCAGCUGCUGCCUGAGCUCAAGACUCUGUCUCUGAGAGGAAGCAGCAUCGUAGAAUUUCCAGACUUCACUGGAACCAACAAACUGGAAACCCUAGACCUGUCCCAUGACCUGAUCCAGAAUCUGCCCAGCUUCAGCCGCUGCACAAAGAUCCAACACACAGUUUCAGCGCUGCAGUCGGAUUUCCAGUGCUGUGUGUUUCUUCAGCGCCUCAGGUCCGUGAGCCAGCAGGACACCGUGGACGGCAGCAGUCUCUCUGGAUCCAGCCUCGUCAGCACAGACCGGUUCAGUGGAUCCGACCUGGAGACUGAUCUAGGACCUGGAGUCUUCCUCUCCCUUCUGUCCUCUGAGGUCUGCGUCUUCGUCAUGAUGGCUGCUGUGAUGGAGGGUGAAUCCAGGGCGAAGAGCUGUUUCCAGAUCAGCUGCGUGGUCUGCUGCAGCCUCGCUCUGACCCUGCCUCUGGUCUCUGUGGAGGACAGGGGUCUCCGUUCUCUCUGUGAGCACUCGGUGUGGUGGACUCACAGCUCUGCUCUGGUCCUCUUUAACACCUUCUGUUUCCUGUUCAUGAUCCUGGCCCGCAUGACCCGUCACCCCCUCCACGGGGGUGUGUCGCUGACCAUCCUCCUCGCAAACACCAUGCUCUUCUUAUCUGCCUCCCUGCUCUGCCUCUCCUCCCUCCUCAGUCCAGAUGUUUCCACGUGUGCAGUGCUCAUCAUCUCGUCCCUGCCCUGCUGUGUGGAUCCUCUGCUCUACAUGAUCCUGAGUCCACGGUUCGGACGAGAGCUGCAGAGCUUCCUCCACCAGACGCCUCGGAGGCCGAAGACCGAAGAGGAACCUGGUCGUGCCGGCGUGCGAGACGAGGAAAAGGCGUUUUGA